AGCCGUAGCCAAUCAUCGCAGAAGGCCGAAUCGCGGCGGUUUGCUAAACGCGUGCGGGGGAGGUGGCUUCUUCCGGCUGGGGCGAGAGGUGGUUACGUUUGGUGAAGGACACCAGCUGCGGAAUUUUUGGCUUUGGCAGAUUGAAAUCAUGGCAGGUCCAGAAAGUGAUGCGCAAUACCAGUUCACUGGUAUUAAAAAAUAUUUCAACUCUUAUACUCUCACAGGUAGAAGGAAUUGUGUACUGGCCACAUAUGGAAGCAUUGCUUUGAUUGUCUUGUAUUUCAAGUUAAGAUCCAAAAAAACUCCAGCUGUGAAAGCAACAUAAAUGGAUUUUAAACUGGCUACAGUUCUUAACCUCAUCUGUUAAGUUCCCAUGCCUGGAGAAGCUAUCCCAACUCAUCAUGUGAUAAUUCAAUUUGUACAAUAAAUUAUGAACCUGGAAAA
Molecule: messenger RNA, 444 nt
Organism: Rhinopithecus roxellana (golden snub-nosed monkey)
Lineage: Eukaryota; Metazoa; Chordata; Mammalia; Primates; Cercopithecidae
Gene: ATP5MK
Product: ATP synthase membrane subunit DAPIT
Exons: 4
Coding region: 149-325 (58 amino acids)
Source: RefSeq, a predicted model, not a curated record